GACCAGAGGCGACAGCAGGAGCAAUGGAGAUGCAGUCGUACUACACCAAGCUUUUGGGAGAGCUCAAUGAGCAGCGGAAGAGGGACUUUUUCUGUGACUGCAGUAUUAUUGUGGAGGGGAGGAUCUUCAAAGCGCACAAAAACAUUUUAUUUGCAAACAGUGGCUAUUUCAGAGCCUUACUGAUUCAUUACAUUCAAGACAGCGGACGACACAGCACUGCUUCUUUGGACAUUGUUACGUCAGAGGCCUUCUCCAUCAUCCUAGAUUUCCUUUAUUCAGGGAAGCUGGAUCUCUGUGGGGAGAAUGUUAUUGAGGUCAUGUCUGCAGCUAGCUAUUUGCAGAUGACUGAUGUGGUCAACUUCUGCAAAACGUAUAUAAGGUCAUCAUUAGAUAUCUGUAGGAAAAUAGAGAGAGAAGCUGCUUUCUAUCAGGCUGAUAGCGGGAGUGCUAGUUCUGCAAGGGAGGGCACCUCUUACAGUGCAAAGAGCCAGUGCUCUGCCUCUCUCCCUUCUCUGCAAGAAAAGGAAAGGAUUUCAGAUUGUCAGAGAGAUCCGCCCUGUGGUGAAUGCAGCAGCUGUCAUCCCUUGGAGCUGGUGGUGAGAGACCCCGUAAGCAGUGACUCUCCAGAUGACGUUAACUCUUCACUGCCCAAGGGGGUAGAACCCAAAGUAGAGUUUGACGCUGAUGAAGUAGAGGUAGAAGUGGGGGAACGGCUGCAGCAGUACCCGACUCCGUUGUCCCUCGAGCAGGUGGAAGAGGGGCUGCACAGUGGGCAGGCGAUGGACCUGGCCUGCAAUAACUAUCACAUGAAACAAUUCCUAGAGGUCCUAUUGCGCAACAGCACAGCUCAGAGAAAGGACGAUGUGGUUCACCACUUUGUGCGGGGCUUUGAGGGUAGGCCAGAGGAUGCAGGGGUAGCCAUGAGUUCCAUGAUGGACAUUCACAGCGACUGGUAUGGUGAGGAUACAGGUGAUGUGUUAGUUGUGCCAAUCAAGCUUCACAAAUGUCCAUUCUGUCCCUACACUGCUAAACAGAAAGGAAUACUAAAACGGCACAUUCGCUCUCACACAGGUGAGAGACCCUACCCCUGUGAGACAUGUGGGAAACGUUUCACUCGGCAGGAACACCUUCGGAGUCAUGCUUUAAGUGUGCAUCGAUCAAACAAACCAAUUAUCUGCAAAGGUUGCAGAAGAACAUUCACGAGUAGCAUGUCUCAAGGAUUACGACGCUUUGGCUUGUGUGACAGCUGCACGUGUGUGACCACUACGCAUGAGGACUCAAUGCCCAUUAACCUCAGCCUAAUGGAACCUUCCUCAGAAGGCCAAGAGAAAGGGGAUACAGAUAAUGAUUGGCCCAUAUAUGUGGAGUCUGGAGAGGAAAACGAUCCAGCUGAUGAUGAUGAUGCCGAUGGUGAUGAUAAGCAGGAAAUCCACAGGAGCUUAUCAGACCGAGAAACACUUAUGUAGCAGUGAGAGGAGAGUGGGAGGAUUUAAAGCGUCUCCCUGACGGUGGUCAGUCUGCAACAGAAAACUGGGUAUUUGUCCAGUUAGUGAGACUACUGUUUUUUAUCAUUCCAUUUUUUUAAAAGAACAGUGGGGAGAAUUGGAAUUUUUAUUACUUCUAAGUUUUCAGUAGGGUGAUCCAGUAUUCUGUGGAGACUCUUCUGUCUGGGGUUCACAGAGGUUGUACUCGGAACAAUCUCCCAUUGUGUCUCUGCAUCCCAGUUUGAAGGUAGAGACAGCACAUUUUGCAAGUGGAACAUCUCUGUGUUACUUUGAUACCAGGUUUCUUCCAGUACUGUUGUCGUGGCCCUUCAUCCCUGAUCUCAAACAGGCAUGGUCUUCUCUCUGAAAGGAGAUGUAGAUUAAAAGAAAGGUAGUUUUCAUCUGUUACCUUGGACUUUUCCUAACUAAGUUGUGAUCCUUCUGUGUUAGGAUAGUAUUAUCUAAACUGUAAACCUUGUCUGUUUGCUUAGACAGGAUUUGACCUGGAAACCAGGGUAGACCAACCAGGCUAACAAAAAUAUGCUGCUAAUGAAGGUAUGGACAGUAAGAAUAAAUAUAUUUCACAUAUCUUCAAUUAUAGGGAUUUAGAGAGCAAGCUUCUCUUUCUGAAUUGUUUUCACUGCAUCUGCCUCUCUCAAGAGCUUGGACUGCAGGUCUUCGGAUGUGUCUUUAAUGACGUUUAGACAACGCUAGAUCUGGCUUGAGAAACACUAAGCACACUUAAGAUGUUACAACAUUAUGGUGUCUAAUGCUCUGGUCGCUCAGUUGAGAAUAAGUGAACUGCCCGAUGCUCUUCGCUUUUUUUACAGUAGAAGUUAAAAUCUGUCAAUCAGCUUUCCCUUUUUUUAUGCUGUGGGAAAAAAUCCAAACAACUGGGAAGCAGUCACUGAUGUUGGCCAGAAGAAAAUGUUGUCAAAUACCUACAAUAAAAUACCUGGAAAAAAGGGAAAAAAAUCCUAGAUCACUCUGCAAUGAUAGUGGAUAUUUCACAGCGGAACUUUUUUUUUAAGCCUGCUUUUACAGAAUAUAUUUAAAACCUCUAUUUAUCUGUUGACUUAGAAUAUCUUGAAUCAAUGGAAAAUAUAAUAAACUACACUUUCUUUUCACUGUUUUCUUUUAAACAGUGAAAUCUGUUCGUUUUUACUUUAUUGGGGAUCUUUAUGUUAAUAUUUUUGUGUUUCAGAAGUGCCUGAGAAGUAUUCCUAUUUCCAAACCUGUUUACUGUUGAACUUUUUAAGUCAUUAAAACCUUUCCAUUAGAAUUAAAGGUAAUGUUUAUAAAAAUGAAUUUUUUGGAUCCAACUUAUAUUGACAAUGCUUUCUGCCCUUCAAUGUGCACACACAAAUUGUAUUUAUUCUCUUAAAGCCUAUUGUUAAUAUUAUACCAACCAAAUAAUUGAAGAAAGCCUGGGGUUUUUUGCCUGUUGUCAGAUUGUUUAACAUUCAAAUUUUCUAUAUGUCUGGAAUUAGCGUUAACGUGUAUUAGAAUCUAAAGAACAUUAUUUGUUAAAACCUUUCCAAUGUCUCCUUUAGGCACGUGCUUGUGUAUGCCCGCACAGAGUUGCUUGUAGGUUUGGAGCUAUUGCCACCAUGUCGUCAUCUCUGCCUUGUAGGUCAAUUGUGCAUUUUUGGUAAAACAGAAUCCUGACGUACAACAGCUUCCUUGUUUUCUAUUAAAUGUUUGUGGGCAGAAAUCUAGAUGCUAGUAAACUAAUAAAUAAAUAAAUAAAUGAAAACUCUCAGAACAAUAAGUACUGUACACAGCAAUUUUAAAUGCCAUCCCAAAAUUUCCAAAGGCAAUAUGCCAGACUUCAAACUUUGCACUGCCAAUCAAGAUGCAAAAUAUUUUAUUUGAAAUGAUCUAUGAAAAUAUAUGACUCUGUACUUCUUACAUGCUGUUAGCAUAACUAGCUCAGUCUGCGGUCUUGUAAAGGCUUAGACACACGUGAUUGAUCCCACUGAUCAUGAGACUAGUCACUAGGGUAAAAUUUAAGCAUACGUUAAAAGUUUUGCAGAAUUAGAAACCAAACCAGAUCUUAGAAAUUACUUAAGUUCUUCAAUGGCAAGGCUUGUGUUGCACUUCCUUUUUAGCUGCUGGUAUUCUUUUCAGGUUAGAGGGGAAUUACGUGAACGCUAAUUUAAUUUUAGAGCCAAUGACUGUGCUACUGCUUUUUCAAAUUCUGUGUCAUUUUUCAAUUGUUAAUGACUAAGAUAUGGGAGCUUUGACCCAGAGCAGUGUGUAUUGUUCAAACGAAAUUAAGAAGCUUGCUUUGUAAUUGUUUUAUUGUUAUAAUUGUUUGUAUUUUUUUAAUACUAGAAAGACAUCUUUUAUUGGUAGAUAGAUAAUGUGACAGCUAUUUCUAAUUAUGAAAAUUUUUGAAUACCUCAGUAUCGGGAGAAUUGGAGGAUUCUUCUGUCCACCUGUAUUAAACUAAAAACGAGAAUACUCACUAAACUAAACAAUAGUUAAUACUCUGAGUUUGGAGAGACCCCCUGAUUUUAGAGCAUUCUUAUUUUAGAUGUCAUACAGAUGGAUUUAUGGCUAGAUUCAAGGGCCUUCAUAAAUCUCAACACCCAUUCCAGGAUCUGUCCAUGUGAAAGCCAGUACAGUAAUAGCACUGUAUUUUAUAAACAAGAUUCUGUAUGUUUACAGUAAAGGGCGUUUUUCAUUUUCAUUAUUCAUUUUGUUAAUGCAGUGUCUCCAGGCAGUUGGUUAGUCUGAUCAAAAGUAUAUUGUCCUAAAAUACUAACUGGUACAAAUAACGUUUUCUUUUGUACCAUCUGAAUCUGAUGCAUGUGAAAUUCAGUUAUCCCUGCUUUCUUUAAAGGUCUAUCUUCUUUUAUAUUUUUCAGUUUUAACUCUUUGUUUAGCAAACUUGUAAAUGUAGGAGAAAUAUGACUUUAAGUAUCCCAGUACAGGCAAAAUAAGGGCACUAAAAACCAAAAAAACCCCAUAGUAUCCAAUAGUAACAUUAUUUUGGUGAGAAAGAGAAGUGCUAGGGAGUGAAAGAAGGGACUGACAACCAAUUUUUUAUGCUCUUGAUUCCAUAAGAAUUUAGGACCAAUAAUUCUGUGUGGGAAAAAGAUCAUGUAAAGUUCUAAAUCUGGGAUCUUUUUAGUAUUUUACAAAAGAUAACUUUGCAGUAUUUAGACAAUUCAGAGUACACUCCAUGUAGGAAGUGCUAACCCAGCAGACUUUUCCAGAUUGAAUAGCUGGACAGUUUCCACCAAUCAGUAAGUAAUACAGAAGUUGCACUGAUGUUUUAUCUGGAGCUGCCUGAUUUACAAGUAUAUCCGUCCUGAUGUUGGGAUGUCUGUGUGUGUAUGUAUUCAGGUGGAAGAGAGAAAAGAAUAAAUAAAACCAAAGUUGAGAAUUAAUGUGCAUCACCAUCAUAUAGGCAAUUUACCCUUUUAAGGGGUAGGGAUCCAAUCUUUUAAGUGCUUUUUGUAAGUUUUUUUUCUACAGUGGUGCAUUACUGAAUUUGUCUUUAUUGUACGUUAAAUUGUACAUGUACUAUAUAUGUUUAUAUCAUUGUAUGUAGUCUUGUUCUUUUAUAGUUAAAGAACAGAAAACAUUAAAUAUUAAUCUAACAAUAAGUGCCCUUUUUUCCAUUUCUCACAGAAAGGGAAGAUACUGGAGUUAGACAUCUUGGUAGUAAUUUUUUUUUAUCUAGGGAUGUACCUUAGCACAGAUUUGGCGGGGUUAUUUUAGGGGAAGGGGAAGAGACCUGGAUUCAGCAAGGAUGUGUGGAUAAAUUCAUAGAACCAUUUCUAUAGUUUUGUCAAACUCUGUACUUUUUCACAGGUGGUAAACAUAAUGUUUAGAACGUAGCCUACUCAACUAAGGUUUGGCAUACUGGCACUUAGAAGAUUCUUCCCGAUAUUUAACAGAUUAGGACAAGAUACAAUAAUUUCCUUUUCAUCCUGAAAUGACACUGAUUCUGAUAAAUCACAGAGCUGUGACGUUUCGCACAAUAAAAAGUCACUUAUGUGCUCUUGUAUUGCAAAUAUUUUUUACUUAAAUUUUCACAGAUCCACCAGGCUUACAAGCCAACACACAGAAAGUGCAAGUGUCCUAUGACCCUGACAGGACAGGUAGAGCAAGAAGGGACAAAGCGUUACAGACUCUGUAAUGAGUGUCUGGAUGAACCUGGUAUAGAAAGUAUUUUUACUGACCUGGAGGCUGAACAAACAUUCGUGUUCGUACUAGAAGACAACAAGGGUGCUAGCUAGGGAUCUUAGUGAAGACCGCAGAGCUAAAGAAAUCCUGUAUGAGUAUACUGCCUUUGUCAUGCAGAAAGCUAAUGAAAGUGAAGAUGAUGCCAAGACAAAAGAACUAAAGCCAAAAGCCAAGUAUCAGCUGGCAGUGUCUUACAUGACAAUAAUAACCUCAUCCUUAAACUCAUUUCUGGUGUCUUGCUCAUAGUUCUCCUAUCUCCAGACCAUGUCUACUUAACUUUUAAAAAGCUCUUUCAUGACGACUGUGCUAUGUUCUUCUGCAUACUCUGUGUUCCUCAAGGCAUCAGGCCCCAUAAUACAGAAAAAUAUCCUGAGAUGGAGUGAUGAACAACUCACCUACGAACUACUACAGAAGUGUAUUUUUGUGUGACACAAGUUUUCUCAAAAGUUUUCAAAUAAAAAAUGUUCACUGAGAAUUACUUUUCCUUCAAGCAGUAUAGCACUAUUUUAAAAGCAUUAAUUUCUGCAAGAAUGUGGAUUAUAAUUCCUGUUGUUCAGACUCUGUCAUUAUAUUAAUUUUACAUCAGAAAAAAAAAAAAAAA
Messenger RNA from Struthio camelus australis, 6285 nucleotides. The record is from RefSeq and is a predicted model, not a curated record. NCBI's taxonomy places the organism in Eukaryota, Metazoa, Chordata, Aves, Struthioniformes, Struthionidae.